This is a messenger RNA of Theileria equi strain WA, 660 nucleotides long. RefSeq names its product signal peptide containing protein. Gene Ontology annotation, molecular function: FAD binding; thiol oxidase activity; protein-disulfide reductase activity. NCBI's taxonomy places the organism in Eukaryota, Apicomplexa, Aconoidasida, Piroplasmida, Theileriidae. The transcript has a single exon. Gene Ontology annotation, cellular component: endoplasmic reticulum. Gene Ontology annotation, biological process: protein folding in endoplasmic reticulum. The record is from RefSeq and is a predicted model, not a curated record. The coding region runs from base 1 to 660 and encodes 219 amino acids.
AUGAAAUAUCGCAGCGUCUUGUAUGGUUUACUAUCAAGUGCCUUUUUGAGAGGCAUAUUGUCCAAAGUCGUCUACAAUUGCAGCGGUGACGUUGAUUGCGCAUUCAAGAGCGUCAUCGACCUGGGAUUCGCACAAAACAUAUCACUAGCGCGUACAGGACACGUACACGGAGUAGAAAGAGACGAGGGAUACGACUUUCAGGAGCUCUUACACGAUGCCGAAUUAAUACACACGAAGCUCGCGCCGAUCUUGUCCGAGCUCUACUUUCGGGUUUUCAGGGUUAAUCUGGAUGCCGAGUGUGCAUUUAGAAAGAGGAAUGAUUUGUGCGCUACCGUGAAUCCGGUUGGACAGAUUUUGGCGGAGACUCCAGGAGGCCAACCUGCCUCCUCUGGAGGUUACAAAAAGUGUCAUGUAGAUAGGUGUAACCUGAGUGACAUUCCGGUAGAUUUGCAGGCGGCGAGAAUGGAACAUUACGUCCUGCGUUAUUCGGGUGAUUCGCAAAAGGAGGGAUGGGAUCCUCUGGAUCUCUACGGCAAGGAUGUUUUCUAUAACGACAUUCUUGGAAUACACCCUUCGAGUUCGGAAGAAGCACCAGUAUUUGUGGAUUUGCUCAGGAACCCUCCAUCAUAUACUGGCUAUUACGGAAAGGAUGAUUGGUAA